Messenger RNA from Odontomachus brunneus, 3388 nucleotides. RefSeq names its product SWI/SNF-related matrix-associated actin-dependent regulator of chromatin subfamily A containing DEAD/H box 1 homolog (gene Etl1). Lineage: Eukaryota; Metazoa; Arthropoda; Insecta; Hymenoptera; Formicidae. Gene Ontology annotation, cellular component: nucleus. Bases 552 to 2681 code for a protein of 709 amino acids. The record is from RefSeq and is a predicted model, not a curated record. The transcript has 12 exons. Gene Ontology annotation, molecular function: chromatin binding; ATP binding; DNA binding.
GUCUUCUUUCUACGUAAUCCGACGUAGCGCUCGCGACUGUUCCGAAUGCACCUGUCAGACUACUUCAAAAGUUCCUCCACGAAAAUGCAUUUUCGCCUCGUUCCUACGUCCGACUGACGCGAUGUCCGAAUCGAAUUCGCCUAAAACAGACACGAGCAGCUCCAGCCUUCUGCGGCGCUUUCGCUUUCAAAAGAAACAAACGAAGGCGAUGAACAUGUCCGAUGACGACAGUAAUUUGGUAAGUUCUGAUGUACAAAUACGCCGCAAAUCUGUAAAUCGCAUUGAAGACAGCGAUAGUGAUAUUGGUAGUCCAGCCAAACCGACAAUCUCAAAUUCAGACACUAAUACCAAAGGUAAAGAGCACAAAUUGAAGUACCUGACAACGCUGUAUCCACAAAAUAAUGCAUUGGUAAGUAAAACGUAUACAGGAAGUACUUAUUAGUACCAAUUGGAAUAUUGAAGAGGCUGAAGAGACACUUAGAAAUAAUAAGAAGAGAAACUCAAAGGAAUCUCCAAAACUUAAGAAGAAGAAAAAGAGAAGGAAAUUGAACAUGGAAGAAGAUGUGGAUGUUGACUCUGAUGAAGGAGAUUAUAAAGACAAAGUAUUCGAUAGUGAUGAGGAUUCUGAUGUGGAAAUAUCCAAUGAACUCACAGGUGACAAGAAGGCAGUUUUGGAAUUCAUGCAAACUGCCAUGUCCUCAGAGUUGCUUCUCAUGUCACAGUGUUCUCAAAAAAGAGCUAAUGCCAUUGUAGAAGCAAGACCAUUUGAGGGUUGGAAAGAUUUAGUAAAUAAAUUUCAAAGUACAAGAUAUUUAGAUACCGAAUUGCUAAAUGCAGCUCAGGUAUUGCUAUCUACGCGUCAUGUGGUGGAAACCCUAAUGAAAAAAUGCCUACGCUUGUCUACUAAUAUGGAGAAAUCUGUGUCUGCUGGCGCUUCGACUGUAACUCAGCAGCCAAAGACUCUAUCGUCAAAUUUAACAUUAGCCCCAUACCAAAUGGUCGGCUUGAACUGGCUUGCCGUUAUGCACGCACAGAAUGUGAACGGUAUACUUGCCGAUGAAAUGGGUCUAGGAAAAACAGUGCAGGUGAUAGCCUUUUUGACUUAUUUAAAGGAAGCUGGUCUGACCGAUGAACAGGACGGCCCUCACUUAAUCGUCGUUCCCAGUUCAACGAUAGAAAAUUGGUGGAACGAGUGGGAGAGAUGGUCACCUAGCUUGAAAGUUGUACAAUAUUACGGCUCUCAAGACGAACGGAAAGAGAUGCGAAUGGGUUGGCGAAACGGUGAUCUUGACGAUGUCGACGUGUUGUUAACUACAUAUAGCUUGAUCUGCAGCACUCCGGAGGAACGUAGACUAUUUCGUGUUAUGCCGCUUAACUAUGUCGUUUUUGACGAAGCACAUAUGUUGAAAAACAUGAGUAGUAUUAGAUAUGAAAAUCUUGUCAGAAUUAAUGCUAAACAUCGCAUUUUAUUAACUGGAACUCCUCUACAAAAUAAUUUAUUGGAAUUGAUGUCUCUGUUAAUAUUCGUAAUGCCUUCGUUGUUUGCUGGUAAACAAGCCGACCUAAAAAGCUUAUUCUCUAAGAAUCCCAAAACACCGGCCGAUAAAAAGGAUGGAGAGCAGCCAUCGUUAUUCGAGAAAGAGCAAGUUAAGAAUGCGAAGGAGAUUAUGCGUCCGUUUGUUCUUCGCCGACUGAAAACUGAAGUUCUACGCGAUCUGCCCUAUAAGAAGGACGAAAUAAUACGAUGCGCAUUGACUGAGAAGCAGCAAAGUAUGUACGAAAAAUUAAUCGCGCAAUUUUCAGCGGAGGCCAGCGAAAUCACAGAUGUAAACGGAACCGGCAUGAUGAUGCAGUUAAGGAAGCUCGCCAAUCAUCCUCUUCUAGUGCGUGAUUAUUAUAAUGAAGAGAAGCUUCAGAACAUAGCAAACAGAUUGGCGAAGGAAUCGAGUUACAAACAAAAAAAUCCUAAUUACGUGUACGAAGAAUUGAUCUGGGCGUCUGAUUAUCAAAUAAAUCAAUUGACACGAAUAUACAAGAGCGUGGCCGGAUUCGGCUUGCCUCAGGAACUUAUUCCUCAAGCUGGCAAAUUGAAACAAUUGGACGAAAUGCUGCCAUGUUUGAAAGAGGGUGGUCACAGACCACUCAUAUUUAGCCAAUUUACUAUGGUGUUGGACAUACUCGAGGAAUACUUGACUAUUAGAGGACAUACAUUUUUAAGGCUAGAUGGUAGCACGCCUGUAACUGACAGACAAACCUUGAUCAAUAAUUAUACGCAAGACUCAAGUAUAUUCAUAUUCCUGUUGUCCACAAGAGCCGGAGGUUUGGGGAUCAAUUUAACAGCCGCGGAUACGGUCAUAAUUCACGAUAUAGACUUCAAUCCGUACAAUGACAAACAAGCGGAAGAUCGGUGUCAUCGAGUCGGUCAAAAAAAACCAGUUACUAUAAUUAGACUGUUGAGUAAAGGUACGAUAGAAGAAGGUAUGUACGAGAUAGCUCAAGAAAAAUUACAUCUCGAAAAACAAAUCACUGGGAACGAAGAGAAUGAAAAUACGGAUAAGAAGUCUGUCCUAAAAUUAUUAAAAAUGACUAUAGGUCAAGAUGUUCACAAUAAAUCUCUAUCUUCAACGAAAAAUGCCAGUAAAGGAUCUGAUACAUUAGCACAUGAUGAGAAUUGUAAAUAAGGAAUCUAAUCGCUGUUUGUAAUUUUGCUAUUUAAAAUUCAAUAAUUUUUGUAUAUUCCGGUAUGAAGUCCAUAUUCUGCGAACGCUAAAUAUCUACUUUGAGGAUGCGUUCGAAGAGCACGCUACCAACACUACCACGUUCUUCUAUCUGUAUCGCUCCUUGGGCUGCGUUCGGCGAGACGCUAUUUACCGCUAUGAGUAUGCUCUGUCCUUGUUUGUUGAUGAAAACCAACAUGUUGUUUGUCCUGAAAGUUUGAUGAAAACCAAUGUUGUUUGUCCUGAAAGUUGAUUAAAGACAGAGGACGCUCAUAGCGCUAACUAGCGUCCCAAACGCAGCCCGAGAUAUACAAGGAUAAAAUGACACUGUAGUGCUGAAUAGCGCUAAUAGCGAGCUCCUCGAACGCACCCUGAGAGUAACAAGUUGAAGUUAGAAAUGCGUAUUUAGCGUUUGCUUAUGCAUUCAAGAUCAGGUUCUGAAAACACCGAGUCGUCGUAUAUAUGUAUGAAAAAAUAGAAAACAGAUCUUUUGUAACGUAUGAAAUGUCGAACGUCCCAAUUUUAAUUCAACUCAAAGUGAAUAGAUACCGCACAUUAUUUAGAGAUUUAUUUUGUACGAUGUCCUGCAAAACAAUGUCUUUUGUGGUUUUGUAUGUCUAUUAAAUCAUUCCUUUAUUUAUCUACACAAUAAAUGUUUAUUUUGCCCGCUA